GGAGAAGGGCAGCUGGUCACCCGCCACCCAGGGUCGGGGCCCCGGCACGAUCCGGGAGCGAGCUCUGGGGAAGGGGCCCAUCCUCCCCGCCGCACUCCACCCCCCGCCUCUGAAAUUUUCAGCCAAACAAGAGCUUCCGCCUCCUCCCCUGCCCCCUGGACCUCCCCGGGGAGCCGAGGGCGGGUGUGGACGGCACUGAGGUGGAACGAAUUUUGUAGCUCAGACGGGUGGCCCCGGUGGCUUCGGGUGGACACGCCCAGCUGGAGAAGCCGGUCAAGGCGGAUGACGCCGGCGCUCCCGGGUCUUGGCGGAUCCUGGUCGGAGCGUAGCUGUUCCUAGGGCAGCUCUGGAAGUCACCCACCGAAAAAAGAUGCCUGCUUUCAACAGAUUGUUUCCCCUGGCUUCCCUCGUGCUCAUCUUCUGGGUCCGUGCCUGCUUCCCCGUGUGUGUGGAAGUGCCCUCGGAGACGGAGGCCGUUCAGGGCAACCCAAUGAAGCUGCGCUGCAUCUCCUGCAUGAAGAGGGAGGAGGUGGAGGCCACCACGGUGGUGGAAUGGUUCUACAGGCCCGAGGGCGGUAAAGAUUUCCUAAUCUACGAGUAUCGGAACGGCCAUCAGGAGGUGGAGAGCCCCUUCCAGGGACGCCUUCAGUGGAACGGGAGCAAGGACUUGCAGGAUGUGUCCAUCACUGUGCUCAACGUCACCCUGAACGACUCCGGCCUCUACACCUGCAACGUGUCCCGGGAGUUUGAGUUUGAGGCACAUCGCCCCUUUGUGAAGACUACACGGCUGAUCCCCCUUCGAGUCACCGAGGAGGCUGGAGAGGACUUCACCUCCGUGGUCUCAGAAAUCAUGAUGUACAUCCUCCUGGUCUUCCUCACCUUAUGGCUGCUCAUCGAGAUGAUAUAUUGCUACAGGAAGGUCUCAAAGGCUGAAGAGGCAGCCCAAGAAAAUGCGUCUGACUACCUUGCCAUCCCAUCAGAGAACAAGGAGAACUCUGCAGUCCCAGUGGAAGAAUAGCAGAGAAGGGGUGUGACUUGAGGUGGCCUGAACACUGAGGAACCGGAUAUCCCAGGUUCAAUGAUGUCAACAGCGUCAGGAGGGUGCCCCAGAGGCCACAUCGCUUCCCUUCAUGCAUCCAUCCUUCUAUUCAUUCAUCAUACCUCCACUCACCUCUGAACUUUCACCUCUGACUUCCUAACUCCAUCAGACUUCUACACACCAUAAGACUUUGCCAGAACUGAGGAGCCAACAUUUCUACAUGGACUCAACCUCACCUUGUCCUAGCUUUCAAGCAAGCAGCUCCCAUGCCAACUGGACUUCUCCCCUGUACUCAACUGACUUUGUAGAAGUGCUGGAGGUGGCACACCCCGCUGCUCCUAAUUGGCUGGAACUGGCUCAUUUUCCAUUGCUGCAAGUGAAUGGAUGUCUUAAUGGAAGGAAGCAGGAAUAAUUAAUUCAGUUAAAGCAAAAGAGUGUCAUGAAAUGGGAUUCCUUGAAGUCAGUUUUUUUCAAGUUUCUAGCCCACUUGGCUAGAGCAUCAGAGCAAAGCAUGCCUGUGUAGGUUCUCCAGUGAUAGAAAGUUCACUAGGCAUGAACUAAAAUGUUCUCUGGAGCUUGGUACCGAUACAUACCUGAUAGGUCUCUAAGACCUAGGUUGGACUUAGUCCUUCAUGAAGCCAAGGAAAGGAGACUUGGGAAGAGCUGCAAGCAACUUAAGUGGCUCUUAAAAGUCAUAGAACAUGUUCAUGAUCCUAUUAGGGGAAGGUAUGCUCCCUUCCCACAGGAGCACAUCGCCUGAGAGAGCUGGGAGGCAUUAUUUUCCUGCAGGCAUUGGAACUGAAAUUCCUAAAUUCCUCCUCUUAAAAUUUCUGUGGAUCAGUAUUAUUCCACAUUUUACAGGAGGCAGCUGAGACUCAGAAAGUGCUUGACUGAAUAAGAGACUUCAGAGGAGAAACUGGAGCAGAGAUGAGCCUUAGGUACUGCCCAGUUUACACUUUGGGAGAUGGGAUAAUUUUGUUUUUAAAAAGACUUUGAAAUUGAACUUGGCUCUGGCCAUGCCUCUUUCACAAGCACAGAUUGGGGUGGAUUGCCUGGCUGAGGUGAACUCUCAUAGAUUCAGGUAGCGAGAAAUUGGCCAACAGAGAGAAGGACCUGAGGUAGACUUGAAGAAUUUCCUUAGUGAAAAGAUUUGUGAAUUUGAAACAUCCUGCAGAAGGAGACUGCAUCUAGGAACGACAUUUAAACUAAGAAACAUGCUUUUUAGUCUGAGAGGGAUAAUGAGCAAACGAAUAAGUGAUAGAGAAGGGAUGGGCUAGGUGGCUUCCAAAUAGUUCACCUGUGAAUCCAUAAUGUCUAGUGGUUUGUUUUCCUGGAUUUUGGGAGAGCAGAGGAACACUGGAAAUAUUUGUCAAUAUCUCAUGUUUCAUUUUAAUUGAGUGGUCCAAGUGUGAUGUCCUUCAGCACCCAGUGAUGAGAGAGGGGAAGGAUGCUUUAUGGGAUAUGAGAAGAUGAAAGUGACUGGGAUUCAAUGAGAGACAUGUCCCUCAGAUUUGGGGGAAUUUAUAGGGAAAGAUCAUCUUCCAUUGGCUUUGGGCCUCACCCGACACUCUCAUUUUGUCAUCUCUUCCAUCUCUGGGGAAGUACUUGAAACAAGUCCUUGUUCACAUAUUCAAGAGUCUGAUUUUAUUGAAGAAAAUACUUCAGUUUUUCAAUACUUCAAGAAAGAAAGGAUUUUCUUCAAUAAAAUCAAGGCUCUUCUUACUAGUAAUUUCCCAUAUAAUCCCUCUGAAAUAAGGGACAGAAUAUAGAUGAUUCUUCCUACUUUAUAUUAGGAAAAUAGGUCUGGAUUACUGUGAGGUUUUCCUAGUCCCAUGGCUGGUUGAUGGCAGAGGCUGCAGUAGAAGCAAGCUACUUACUACCACCCUACUUUCCUCUUGGUUCCAGCAGACCACGCAGCUAACUUGGAAUCAACUUUUAUCUUUUAAAAAAGCCCAACUCAGAUGCUUCCUGAGUGAUUUUUAAUGAGCUGAAUGGUACCUAUAAUUUCUCUUAUUUAUCCUUUACAAGUAACCUUCUCUAUUAUUUUCCUUUUUCUAACUUCUCAACUCCUUUCAUCCUUAAUACUUUCAUUAGAGCUAUACGGUUUACAAAGCAUUUUCAUUUCAAUUAUCUCAUUUCUUCUCCAGAACUAGCCCUGAGGUGGAUAUUACUAAUACCCAUGUAACAAAUGAAGAAACCGAGGCUGUCUGAGGUUAAGCAGCUUUACCAAAUCAUAAGUUUGUGCAACUGGUCAAUGGAAAGCUGGAAUUCAGGUCUUCUGACUUCUAGCCAGUUCUCUUUCCACUUAGACCAUAGUCGCUUCCUUUCCUCUCCUUUUUUAAUGUCCAUCUAGUCUUUGUGUCUCUUGCUUUCCUGAGAUGUUCAACAUCUUCUCUCAUCCCUAAUUCCACUCGACCGCUCCUCUACCACUUCGCUUCUUGGCAGAUGCUAGAAAUGUGCUUUGAGAUCAAUUUCAUUUUGGUUUUCCCUUUCUACUCGGUUUGUAUAUCAUUAUUUCUCCUGAAUUGCAAUUAAACACCUUCCUGGGAUACUUGAUCAUGACUAUAAAUCUACAAGGUACUGUGAUCACUAGCCUACUUCAUAUCCUCACCCACCUCCCUGUUUCUCCCCAUAUUCCUACAAAGGACCCAGACUAAUGUGCACUGCUCUGGAAGCUUUAUCUGGCGUGCUGUUCUUUUUAAAGGGCUUAGAAAUGUUCUCAAGGGCUAUUAUCACUUUAGGAACCCCAUCUGUUGUCUUGGUGCUGGAUAUUUCCUAUGACUAAUCCUCAAUAACACAAUUCACUAAAGGUCAAGCUAGGCUGGGUCUGAUUUUCCCUUGCCUACUGCUUAACAGCCAUGAACCUGACUGCUCAACUCAGUUGGCCCUGUAAACACCUUGCCCUACUGACUUUUACCGUCAGCUCAGUCUUGUAUCACAGCCCCAACUCCUGCAUGGAAAUACCCUGACAGUGCCUGUCCCUACCCCAACCUUUAUUGUUAGUCAGUUUAAAAGCAUUAUCCCUUAGUUUCUCCAUCCCCAUACAUCCACACACCUGGCUUUCUGAUUCUCUGAGUUUCUGGUUUCUCCUUAACUGCCAAACUAGAAAUGUUAGUAGGAAAGAAAUUUUUUCAAAGCAGGAAUAUACUGGAAAUAUGUGUAGAGCAGUGAAUGGUUAAGAGAAUAGAUAGUAGCUCCCUCUCCUCCCCACAAAACUACUAGAUCAAAAAGGAAAAUAUAACCAUCUCUGAAUCCACUUGACAUAAACCAGAGAGAAAAGGCUGUGUAAUUGCAUCUUUGCAGGAAGAAGCAGCAAGAGUUAGACAUAUUCCAGAAUAUAUCUUGGUUCCCCUUUCCCAAGUUAAUAUGGAAAAGGAAAAGUAAAAAAAGCUUUCUUCUCACCUGCUUUUGUAAAUGAAAAAUCCCCAACCCAGUGAAUUCACCUAGUCACUGCAAAUGUAUCUGAAUAGUAUUUGGUGUGCUCAUUACUCCAAUCAUCCGUUCAUUCUACAUUUCAGCACCCACUCUUUGUCAAGCACCAAUCUAGACCCUCAGUGUGCACCAUGGUCUUAGGUCUGAAAAAUGCUAUCACCCAAGCCUUUCCUAAUCUCUAAAACUCUACUGCCGUAGAUAACUCAUGUUGUUCUCCCCCCUUACUUAAGUUUAUAGUAGGACCCAGUAGACAAGCACCUUAAGCAACUCUGAGUUGUAGAUUAGACCCAAUCUCUAUCACAGGCCAGCUAAACCUCAAGGCUGGUAAUAUUCUUUUCCCCCGAGUCAUCAUUUGGCAAGAGCUAUGUCCGAUGGACAGUGUGUGUGAUGGGAGGAGUGUCCGCUGAAGGACAAGUGCUUGUAGCUCUGUGAAAUGCCGUCAAACUAGCAAACUCUUACAGUCUUGCAGCUGAUGGAACUCUGCCACAAUGUCCCCUUCAUAUUGCUUUUUCUGAUUUUCCACCACCAUUCUUUUUCUGAGCCCUAGAAAUGUUGUUCCUGACCACCCAAGCUCUCCACAACCUAAUGCCUGUAUGUAGUGUUUUUCAGUAAACUCCAUGUUUGUGUCAAUAAAGUGUCUUUAA
This is a messenger RNA of Diceros bicornis minor, 5115 nucleotides long. RefSeq names its product sodium voltage-gated channel beta subunit 3 (gene SCN3B). Gene Ontology annotation, biological process: ventricular cardiac muscle cell action potential; sodium ion transport; regulation of heart rate by cardiac conduction. The coding region runs from base 371 to 1018 and encodes 215 amino acids. The record is from RefSeq and is a predicted model, not a curated record. Lineage: Eukaryota; Metazoa; Chordata; Mammalia; Perissodactyla; Rhinocerotidae. Gene Ontology annotation, molecular function: sodium channel regulator activity. Gene Ontology annotation, cellular component: voltage-gated sodium channel complex. The transcript has 7 exons.